AUGCACCAGCAUUUCCAUCAGGAGCAUCUCCAAAAAGUGAAAACUACAACAGUGGUGCUUGUGCCCGUGCGCACUCGAUAUUCUGAUCACGUCGUAGCUUCCUCUUUCGGCACAGGCCCAGCACAUCUCAUGAUAAUAUUCGUGUGGUUGCGGAUAUGUUGGCCCCAUGAAUCCUGCUUGAACUCUCAACGAAUGGCUCCCAAGAAGGACAAGAAGAAACAGAACGAACCUGUUCAGCCGGAAUUGGUUACUGCAUACAAACCACGCGAGCCCCUCCCGCCGAUUGAGCCUCCCGAUGUAUCAGAGGUGGACGCUCAGUGGAAGGCCUUGCGGGACCAGUAUGUCCAGCCACUCCCGGCUUGGAACUCUGAGUUCGUCGACACCACUGAGUGGAGGCCAAAUGAAACAGAAGAUGCCUUCGUCAGCAAUCAGUUCUCAGUCUUCGCCAUGCCAAGAAGUUUCGCUGCACUCGUUGCCGGCUGGCGCCGAGCGGGCGCAUCUGCGUUAGCAAAGGGGGAGCUUCUUCCAGAGGUGAACCGCUUGUUGGGCCAUCCCACCGAUACGCCUGUGCCUCCUGGUAAGGGCGUUCUCGGUGACUGCGCUGCCGCUGUCCUGAUGAAAAUCUUGUAUGGUGCUCGUAUGGGACGGUACGAUCUCAUCCGUCCUGUGCAGGCACUUGCUAGUCUCAUCACCAAGUGGGAUGGUUUGUGUGACAAGAAGCUUCAUCGUUUGGUGUGUUAUAUCAAUUCCACCCUCGAUCUCAAUUUAUAUGGUUGGAUUGGUGAUGCGCCCGAGAUGUUGGAGCUUGUGCUCUAUUGCGAUGCUGAUCUUGCGGGCGACCGCACUGAUUCCAAGAGCACGUCUGGUGUAUUCAUGUGUCUUCUUGGCCCGCGUAGCUUUAUGCCUCUUAAUGCGCUGUCCAAGAAGCAGACUUCUGUGUCGAAGUCUACUCCCGAAGCCGAAAUUGUCUCCCUUGAUCACGCCGUCUAUAAACUGGGAUUGCCCGCUCUCUCCAUGUGGGAGUAUAUGUUGGGCCGUCGCUUCCGUUUGCGUGUCAUGGAAGACAAUGAAGCUGCCAUCCGAGUCAUUAUCACUGGUCACAAUCCUAAUAUGCGUCAUAUGUCUCGUACCCAGCGUAUCGAUAUUUCUGCGUUGAAUGAACGCUACCACGCUGGUGACUUUCUGUUUGUGACGUGUCCCUCUCAGUUUGAGGCUGGUGAUAUCCUGACCAAGGCCUGCACUGAUGCUAAAGUGUGGGGAAAGAACAAGCAGCCACCGAAGAAGGCUGCCGCCAAGACACCGGCUGCCCGAUCACCUCAGCCGAAAUCUCCCUCGCCUUGCGGGGAAGGCCUUCCGAGCGGCCCGAUUGCGCCAACUACGGAAAGGCCUCCUGCUCCGCCGAUCCCUACGGAGCAGGAUGACGCCAACAUGGGCGCCGAUGAAGCCCCAGUCCCGAUUCAGACCCCGAGAGAUGAGUCUACUGGGGGUGGGAACAGCUCCGAGGACGUUCCGAUAGGAUUGAGGAUGAAAGCAAUGAUGCUGAAGAUCGGGGUCCAAGAGAUCCCACAGGCCUCAAUUUGGCAGCGCCUCGAACAGCUGGCAUGCAACUCUGGUUUCGACCAAAAGCUGCAUCAACUAGUUGACUCCUUCCUCCUCUCUAAUCAUCCGCUUGCGGAUAAGCAGAGGAAGCAGUACCCCCGAGAGUUUAUGGACUUCAUCGACCGAUACAGGGUGAUGUGCGCUCUUGCAUUUUCCCGAGUGGCAACGUUGUCCGGUGAUGCCGCAGGGGUCCGCGAGAAAAUGGACCUUACGAUGGCACUGGCUCGCCACUGUAUGCACUUCCAAGCGCAAACCUUUAAGGGGUCUCGAGAGACACUGAGCAACGAUACGCUCCGUCUCAUGGGAACCUGUUACAUUCCGUCGCCUCUUGCGAGUUGGAAUCGAAAUCUCAUGGGAUACAGCAGUUCGACUGCGGAACAGCGAUGGUUGAGGACCGAUACGAGUAUCAAACACAACGACCUCACCAAGCUGUCGCCCAUUGAGUUGUCAAGGGAUGUGGUCAACCCGGCUGAAGCCGCGAAGUUCUUCAAGGGAUUUCUGCAGCUCAGGCCGACACUUUCUUUCAUCCCUGGAGCGUUUCUGGCAAUCAAGGCCCUUAACCGAUUUCCCACGCUGAAUUCUCUGAAAGAGCAGGCGACUCACCUCGAGAAUGAUCGCAAGGAACACGGCUACGAUCUUCCUGCCGUGGAUGCGAACGGGAUUGGUGAAGUGGCCGCCUUUCGCAAUGAAGACGACGAUGAAAAUAACCCGCUGAUGCGCGGGUGGGUCUCGUUCAUGAAGGCGAUGGCUGAGGCCUACCCCGGGCGAUGCGUCAGCAUCGAUGAUACGCUCAAUUGGGGAGCCAGCGCCCAAAUGACCUACGAGGACGGUGCGUCACAGAUCACCAUCCGCCCGACUGACGGAUGGGUGUAUGUCCCAGCGAUGAAUUCGGACAUAUACGAUCCUCAGGAAACGUUCCUUCACGGAACGAAUCUCCGAUACGUCUGGUCGAUCCUUGCACACGGAGGUCUAUUCGGGGAGGAUUACGUGACGGACGAUCAUGGAAGUCACGAACCCUGCGUCUGGGUGACUGGACACGCCCCCGAGGCUGCUGGUAGCUAUGCAUCUGGCACGUACCUCGGCGGAGGCUACUGGUUCCAGGUGAUGAUCUGCGUCUCCCGAACUAUGGUGAACAGCCACAGUCGCACGACAAAGAAGCUGGGGGGAUCCCAGAAGCAGAUCCGCGUAGGAACUCGAUUUCUCGAGCUGUGCGGAAUCGCGUUCAGGCCCUUCCGCCUCUUGGAUGACCGCGAGCAAGGGGUUUCUACUUCCCCGAACUACGUCGUCCACGGACACCGAUUCCUCAGUGCCGAUGGGACGAAAGCCGUGGCCUGGCACCCGUGGAUGGAGGCGAGCCCGAUCGAUCCUCGCAUUCUGAAGCUGCUGGGAGACAGUGUCGCGCGCGACAAUGUUGAGUUUGCCGACCUAACGAUUCAGGGGGGCAACACUACCCAACAGGCUGCAUCUACCGAGACGGAGCAGCCUGUAGCGACCGCGGCCGAUGAUCAGGCUGCGGCGGGUGGUGGUGAGGCAACGGAGCGAAUCACCGUCAACCCGAUAGUGCUUCGACGCAAUCACUGGAUGCCCGACUCGUACGGGACGAGCGAGCAAGCCACUGUCGGUGGAAGGUAUGCAUUGCUAUCCGAGCUCCAGUCCUCUAGCUACCGAAUCGAGCUUGCUCCUUUCUUUCAGUUGCGUGCACCCAUCCUGGGUGAGGAAGGCAGCCAAGGUUUGCCAAAGCCUACAAAGCUCGAGACAAUUGCCGGAGGACCCUCCAAAGAGUGGGAGGCAUGGUGCAGGCACUACCGAAAGGCAUACGGUGCUCUGCUCGGCAACUUCGGCUACACGCCCGCCAAGAAUAUCAAGGGUAUCGUAUACGAUGAAGAAAAUACGACGGAUAUCAUUGGCGCGCCUAUUUGGAGCCCAGCCGAUGCCCUUGUGGCUGUCUCGAUUCACGGGAUCAGAACGGUCGCGACCAUGGCAUCCACGAUUGCAUUUGGAGGUGCUCCGCCAACGAUCAAGCCGGCAGUACCCAGCAAGCCGCAGAGAUUCGUUGUCAUGCACGAUGGCCUGCUAACCUUCAGAUCUGCCAAAUCCUGGCACGCUGGUGAGAUGAACACCCAUCUGAAGAAUGCGCUGGCAAGCUUUGGAUUCCCUGAGUCCGAAGUUCGGGUACAGGCGUUUGAUGAGGGCGAAAAGCUCAAGGAGAUGGUAGACACUCUCGAACUGAUGCGGAGUGACCCAUCUGUCCCGCCAUCGAACGUUCACAUCCUCAUCCUCUGGAAAGGAGACGAGUUGUGGAAGAUGGACCAAGGCUGGAAUAAGCUGACUGGUGACAUCGAUAUGGCACGAUCACAAUACGCCAAAGUGACCGCCCGGGACGCCCUUGAGAAGUAUAACACGAUCUACGGAUCGGUGUCCCUUUGCGGACCAGUGUCACCGAGCAUGGGUUUCCUUCCGACUCUUCCUGGCCCUCUCUUCGAGAAAUACAGAGAGGAGAUGAGGUCGAUCUGGGACGAAAUCAGGAGGUCCAACUUCCUCUCCCUGUCGUUUGACGCUAUCCUGGAAGGACUACCAUACCUGAAAGGAUAUCACAUCAUGCAUGAGUCCAAAACGAUCGGGGUCCUGUGUACCCGUAUCUGCUCGAUGUUUACACUUGCGGCUCUCGCACGAUUUCCGUCUUACGCUACACGACGGGAGUAUCAGAUUGCCAACGAUAAGAUGUGGGCGCGCACUCCAGUUCCGGAAGAAAGGUCGACGGGCACGGAGAAGGCCAUUGUGCACUCCACAGUGCAGGACCUUAUCGAAGGGGCAGAUCGCGGCGCCGAUCAUCGAGCCGCAAAGACCGUUGACAUGAGUCAGCUUGGCUUCGAUGACGAAGAUGAAGAAGAAAUGGCUGACGAUGCAGGUCCGACUGCUCCUGAGAAUCCGAUCAAACAGGAACAGACGACUUUGGCUGAUCUGCCGGGUAUUCGUCAUCCGGAUCCGAUUGAGCUGCCCGCUACUCCUGUGCCUGGCCAGGCAAUGCCGGUGUCGCCCGGCCUUGCUCCGGCUGCUACGAACGAUGAAGAGUCUAGCGAUAGCUCCGAUGGCGACGGACAGCAAGGGGAUGGCGAUGCAGCGAUGCCUGAGGUCAAGAAGGAGGAAUCCGAUGAGGAGUUCAAUGAGCUUCUCGAAGGAAUGACUGAAGCAUUCGAGAACUUGCCUACUCCCCGGGAUGCAGAGCGAACAGUCGCCGCCAAUCGGGACGCUGCACGACCACCUGCCGUGCCGACGAUCCCGCUAUCUGCGAUGAAGAAGCCAAAGCCGUUCAGUGGUGUGGAAGCCGCGGGACCUACUGCCGAGGGUCGCCAAGGCUAUGCGCACUUCGAGAGCCAAGUCAGUGAAACUGAGGCUCGACGUGAACAGGCUGCUAAAAUGAAGGCGCAUAUCGCGGAAGUGGCGAAGGGCGCCACGGGAGUUGAGAAUGCCGAACACCUUCGAUCCAUUGCCGAUGGGCUAGCCAGGGUCAUGGACCCGAACAUCAACGAUGACAAUGUGUUCCAGGGUGCCAUGUAUCCUCCGGGUGACUAUGCGCUUGACGCUGUCACGAACCGGCUGGCCCAGGGCCGACGCCGAGUUGAGUCGAACAGCAAUCUCAUCAGGGAGAUGGCCAGCGACCGAUUUACGCCUGUGCUCAUCAACCGAGAUACUGGUGAGACUGUGUCCGCCAUUGAUGCACGGUGGACCCCGGAGUAUGGAAACAGGGGGGAGCUCGAAGCCAAGGUUGGUGCGAUUAUCUCCAACCUGGAUGCAGUUGUUGCAAGCAUGUCGACCCUCCCUGUGUUCCAUCCGCACAUUCCCUCAACAUAUGGUAUGGCCCGAUCGCUUCUCAACACAUACCAGUCAUUGCAGAUUGCCAUCCGACACCGCGGCAUGGGUGCGAUGUCCUUUGAACAGAUGGUGUUCAAGCCGGAGGACCUUGAGGUUCCGACUCCCGAUGACUGGCCGGACCUCAUUGCGCCUACCCCUGGAAAAGUCAUUCAAUCCAUGCGGGUGGCCCUGGUGAAUAACACGGCGGCAAGGUUGACAAGAGAGGACCUCAAGCUGCCACCGGGCUUCGCCAUGCAACGACGAGUGACUGAGUUCCGUAAGCCGGAGGAAGAUCCAGUGCAGAGCCUGAUGGGGCUCACCGAUGACUUGAGCUACGGCACUACCGGUCGAUCUGGGGAUGACAGAUUGUCCCAGUUCCAGCGUAGUAUGGCAGUACAGCUGCGGAACACUGCUGGAUUCCUUGCGAGUGAGUUCCAGAAGCAUGCCCGAUCUAUUGCCGCUUCUUCCUCGCGUCGCAGUGAUGCUUCAGGUGCCCUGAGUAGUCAGGGUGAAGGCGCGGCGGACAACGAUCUUCCGUCCACUGAACAGGUUAGUGUUGCAUCUGAGCGCGCGACUGCGCCGCCUCCGCCAAACGUGGCUCCUCCUCCUCCUCCUCCUCCUCCUCCGCCUACUGCGGCAGCACCUCCGAGGGCGUCCAAAGAGAGUGCAAAGGAGGAUGACGAUGAUACCAAAAUGGAUGAUGACACGGCCGAUCAGAAACCCGAGCAGAAACCCGAGGAGGACGCAGAUAUGGGUAGCGGGAAGGAGCUGCAAGACGAGGUCCCCGGCAAGGCCCCGCCGCCAGCUGCCCGAACCGCUGAGAACCCUCCGGAACACGGCCUGCGUUCCAGUACUCCGAAUGACAUGGUUGCUCAGGGAGCCGCGCUCUCCGGUGCUCGAGGGCCGGAUAUCGACAUUGACCCGGCCAGCACCACAGCCGAUCAGGCGGCAAAUGAUCCGAGAAACUUCCGGAUCGAGGGCCCUGGUAUCAAGGCGACAACGAUUCAUCGCCCUGACCAGAUGCCCGAGAGGGGUGUCGACUCUAUUGCACCGAUUGUGCAGUAUGAAAUGACGUCCGUCCCGAUUGCACUGACUGACUUCGUCGUCCCGGGACUCGACAUGGGCAUCGAUGAUUCCGUCCAUGGUCGGCUGGUCUCCGCGACCUGUCUCCCACCGACUGACGAACAGCGCAAGUAUUCGAGGCGCCGAUUCGCUAUGCUGUCCUCGAAUCAGACGGUGUACUUGAACGUCGCACUUCACAAGAAACCGGUAAAAGGAGAUCACGAUUCUUUCCUCCGACCGGAGUCUUACGAGGAUUGCCGCGAGAUCAAUGACGCUGUCCGAGCAUACAAUGCUAAGGAGGCAAAGUUCCGAUCCGUCGGCAGAACAUCCGUGUCAUGCAGCCGAUUGUUGAUCGACGACGCACAAAACAUCCCUGCUGCCAGGAUUCCGGACGCAGGAAUGAUCAACUUGGUGCGGAAACUGCUGUUCCGAGUGCUGACGCAAACGAAGGAGUAUCCUUCCGCUACUGCUGAGAGAACGCAGAAUCGCCCCCAGGAUCAAGAAAGGGGCAUUCCCUUGUAUUCACGCUUCGACCAGAGUGGCAUUAUCGCUUUCGAUGUCAUUCCGAUGUACAUGGAGCGUGAGAGGGAAUACAUGAAGGCCAACGCCGGAGAGAACGAUGGCCGAAUUCUUCUCCAGACAAAUAUUCUGGAUGAGCAAGGCGAACCGACCGAGAUCACUACCCGAUGCAUUAUGGAGAUCGCUCGGACGGACAACAACCGAAUGUUUGAGUUCUUCUACUCGACGAUCGACAACGAUGGAAGUCCUCAAUUUGUUGGCAUUCGAGCCACCUACGGUUUCGGCCCUGAUAACUUCAACCGAUUCCGACUGCUGACCAAGUGCCAGCACGGGCCAUUUAUCCAGCUCGCUCAGGAUCAAUACGUCGCUGGCGAGAGGAAAAGAAAUGUGGCCCGAUACCACCCUCAGUAUGGAUGGGGAUGCGCAACGAUUCGCGAAUUCUUCGGGUACAUGAGCGAUUGCAAGAUCAAUCCUCCGAAAGGACGGCUGUUCCUCACUCUGCUCCCGUAUGCUCCCGGAUCUGGGAACAACAAUGAGUGGGAAGAGGUGUACAUGAACGUCCGAAUGAACCCGGGGCGUGAGACGCUUUCGAACACCGCGUCAUCACAAUCCAUGCUCCCUGAAGGGAUGGGAUCCAACCGCAUGAUCGUGUUUGCGAUUGAUUUGCACAUGAUUGCGGCGGGAAUCAAUCCGAUUGUAUUCCACCCGAGGGGAUAUUAUGCGAUCAAAGACAGUAUCCCUCUCGCCUGUAUGCCCAUUGCAUACUUCAUGGACACGGGAUCCCUAGUGUUCAACACGGCCUUCAAAUAUGUUGGAGGCCCAAAGUUCGGCACUGGCCCCAAGAGAGGAGACCACAAACGAGAAACGUGGCCGCUUGCUAGUUUCGACUGCCCCAUGUGCGGAGCAUCAUUCCCGGUGGGUCUCCACAUGUGUCACUCUUGCACCAAGCCGAUUCACUAUCCUGAUGGGAUGUUCUACGCCGAUCCUGUGAACCCAUUUCAGGUCGAGUACUAUGGAAGUCAUGCCGAAUGGCUCAACGAGCUCAUUGAGCGAAACGAGCUUAAAGAAUUCCGACUUCACGAGUACCCUGCAAUCAAGCAGCUGAGGAAUUUCCCGGUGUCUAGGUCACUCGCUGAGGACCACAGGCAAACCGCGUUCUUCGGAGUGCCACCGAUCAAAUGCACUGCAGCUGAUACAUCGCCGAAAGAAGUGGAAUUGUUCAAGAAGAGCGUGCGCGGAACGAUUCAAGGCGCCAUUCGAUUGGACAUCUCCAUUGAGAGGCUUGUUGCCGGUAUCACUGGUAAGGAAGCUCGGUGCGGUGUGGAAGAGUUCCUCAACUCGCAAUCGAUCGCCUGUGCAAUCACGAUAGUCAAGCACUUCGGCGCGGUCUUCGCCACAUGCCGCGAGAAGCCGCUGUGCUACUAUGCACGAUGGUCGAUCCACUGUCAACGCGCAUACCGAGUCUGCCUGUCGCGCGGCUAUCUCUCCCCCUUUUACACAGGGGGGACGAUCGAUUAUACCGUCGACUCAGACAUGGUCGAGAAAAUUCGGCUUGCGCAUCUGCCAUUGCAGAACGCCAAUCUGGCGAUGAGAAGGCAAAUUCGACUUUCCACCGAGUUUGGAACGUUGGAUGAGUUCCGUGCCACUAUCACAGACACGCAAAAGUAUCAGCGAUACAUGCGUGUCGAUAGUGAAAGCCUUUCCGCGCUCCUUGCCAAGGUUACCCUCACGACGUGCUACGGCAUUCCGAUGAAAGGUGAACCUGGCUACAUCUCUGACGAUGAAGCAGAGGAGAUCGAAGGAACUGCGGCGGCAACUGAGAAGCCCAAAGGGAAAGGCAAAGGGGAAGAAGAAGAACCCGAUGUCCAAGCCAUCAAUUGGCGUGAUUUGGACCCUUUGGGGCGGAAGUUCAUCCCGCACCAUACCGAUUCCCGAUUCACGAUUUUCGCUGAUGGGAAUACGGCACUCCUUGAUGCCCCCGAAACGCCUGAUGAGAAGCGUAAGGAAUUCAAGGAGUUCAUUCGCGAUCACUCUGUCAAGAUUAAGGAAUGUUUCGACGAUGAUCGCGCGACUGAGAAGACGUUCUUCAAUCUUGUUGAAGGCGUAAAGGAUCAGCUCCCCGAUACUAAGAGAACUGACCCUGUUCUUAUGAAAAAGAACGAAGAUGUCUUCGAGGCUCUACCCGAUGAACUAGAAGAGCCUCAAGAUCUGUUCGACGUCGCAGCUCAGCGGGCACGACGACGUGCUGAUACGCCUCAGCGCAGAGUGCAGGCCACUGAGCAACGGCACGCGUCGAUCCCCGAAGCUCAUGCCGUCCCCGUUCCUCCGGAUGACGAGGACGAGGAUGAUACUGAGCUCGAACGGGCGAUCCGACCCGACCCGAAGUCACAACGCACUGGGCGAGAGCAUCUCGGAGGUGUCGCUCCUGAGACGAAUCCGCCCCCGCCUCGCGAGAUGCCGCCUCCGUCUAACCCACCGAGUCGGAAGACGUCGAGGCAAUCGGGCUACAAUGUCCCCCACGCUGAUGGGGAGACACUGAUGGUCUCAGGAAGGGCACCCUACUCCGAUCAAAUGGGUCUACCCUUGGUACUGCGAAUGAAGACCCGGGUUCCGGAGCCUGAUUUGGACAACCCGACGAUUGAAGAUAUUAUUCGCAUGUAUCACGCACCGAACACGCUGCCUGUUGUCAGGAAGAAAGUCGCCAAUGUCAUCAUUUCGAUGAAUGCAAAUCCCGAUGACCCUAUCAAUAUGAAGGCGGCUGGCGUGAUUCCUCCCUCUGCCGAGGAAACAGGUGAUGCGAUUGCCAGAGGGUCUGGCCCCGGGGGCCAGGGGCCACCGCUCGCACUGACGAUUCUGUCGUUUUACCUGGGAGAUGUCUUUUCUUUCAUCAUUUCUUGGCUGCUUUCCUGUGGCUUCCUUCACCGCACGGCCCAGCCAAUUCCGGAAUUGAAAGAAGAGCCUCCAGAGCCGGUUCCGGAUCCGAAAGCAAAGGCUAAACCCAAGGCAGGGAGCUUCUAUGCUACGAUGGCUGACUUCGGGCUUGUGCAUCUGUUUUGGCAGGCAGACACCAAAGCCAAGGCUAAAGCCAAGAACCAGCCAGAGGAGCCGCCUGAGAAGCCAACCACCAUGCAGCCAUCCUUGCCAGUGUUGCCCGAGACCUACCUGUCUACACGUGCAUACAACCUCCCUGGCAGGCAAUAUGCAGACUGUACAUAUGAUGGCGAGGCGACGUCCUUGCAGAUCCUCGCAGCGUCGCUUCUUCCGUGCAGCCAGGAUAUCAACAUCAUUUGGCCACAGCUUUUGGCAAAAGCUCUGAUACAAGCUUUUCAGGACGAUCUCAACAUGCCGGUACUGCCAUGCAUUACCGCGCUCACGGGUUGGGUUCCCUACCAGCUGCCACUCUCCUGGUCUGCUCUGCAGGGGCUGAAAGCUGUGCGGACUUUCUGCACGUUGCAAACGAGCUCACAGGUUGAUUUCGAAGCUCGCCAGCGUGCUGAGUUGAUGCCAUCCAUUCCCCAGGCAGAGGUCAGCCAAUGUCAGUCAGUGCAGUGGAUGGACAGUGCCCGGAAUAUGCCCGACUUCUGGUCAGCUGUCGCACGCGAAGUCGUACUCGGACAGGAGCAGAACCUGAAGUUGGGAAAUCAGCCACAGGAGGCUCAAUCGGUGGAUGGCUUCGGUACUCAUGGCAAUGAUGGCAAGUUGUCUGAUUUGCAGAUGGCAUCUUGCUUCAGGCGUAUCACCUCCUUUGAGGACGGACAACCCGUCCAAGUGGAUGAGGAGGUUGAUGAUUCUGACCGGGACGACCUUGAUGAGGAUGAUGACGGCCAAAACACUCACUCCGGCGAGGGCGAGGGUGCAGAGAAGCGAACGGACCAGGGAGGAUCUCAAAGCGGCGAAGGGCCAGAGAUGGAGCAGGAAGAAGAGCCGGAAAUGUCGGACAUGCCCUGGGUGGCACCCUGGCCGAAUCAAAAUCCACAUCCGCUGUUGAUGAAAAGCUCGAUCCAGGAGUUCCAGGCACAGCUCCAAGGAGGAAAUUGGGUUAGCUUCGAAGAGUUGGAGACGACAAGCGCAACGUUCUGCAGUUACAUACCACCCGGCGAACAUGUUCUCACAGCCACCCUGGACACGUGCUGGGACGGGGACCGUGCGCAGGCAAGGCCUUCAGGCGCUCGCGGACACAGCGUCUCCUUGUCUAGCGACGAGGCUUAUAUGCCACCCAAGACUUGGCUUCUGCGGAUUUGUUUGGUGCUGCAAGAGCUGGAGCAAGGAGCUUCCAGGAUCGGACCGGAGUGCAAAGCCGCGGGGAAGCUUCUCGGGCACCACGACGGCAGGAACCGCCUGGAAGCCGGGGAUUCAAAGCCCAAGCCUGGACCUCCCUGGCUUCAGACAAUCUUCAGCUACGAGCCAUUGGGUCAGAACGGCCGACUGUCAGAGACACCGCCGCCCUUGUCUCCGUGCAGCUGUGUCUUACAGGCUGUGAACAGUUGGAGGCCCAUCACUGGCCAACAGGUGUUGGAGCCACCGGACUGCAUCAAUCUGACAGUUGGUGACGGCGCCCAACCGAGCAGUGUAAGCUUCUCUUCGCUUAUGCCACCAGGUGAGCAUUGGUACCUGGUGAGCGACGAUGCUGCUGAGCUGGCGGGGUCGGUGCUUUCUGUCAGUGUGGAAGGCUUGUUGUUAAAUGGAGGAAAGUCAUCUGUAGACUUCGUGGAGCCAGCAAAGGCACUGUCCAAAUAUCAGAUGGCACUCCUACCAGUGGGCCCGCUGCAAUACCCGAUUCACACCGGCUACUGUGUUUGGGCGAAGUCGGAGAUUCUGGUGUCAGAGGCCUACGCCGACAGCUUACAGACACUGCAGCUUCUCUGCCAUCUGACCGAUGUGACCUUGUGGCCUUACAUCCAACUGUCUUGCUUGCGCGUGUCAGAACUGGAAUCGAAAGAUGACGAGCCUGCAGAAAAUCGCUGUGCAAACUGGUCGGUAUCAACAGUGCUGAAGUCGCCUCUCCUUCGUGUUAUGUCUUUGCCGCUUGCCGACGAGGAAGCAAACGGACCAGCGAAGUACGUGCUUAUGUUGGAGGCCAACUUGCCCCCAGAGGUGUUUCCAAAGACUGGGGGCGAGAUAUCCAUUCAGAUCUUUGGUCCUCCUGGAACGGCCCCAGAGCCCGAGGAUCCAUUGGAAGGAGGGGAGAAAGAGGGAGAAGCUGGCCUCGACGACGAGGUGCCGCUGCAGCUCCACAUGCUUACCGUGGACAGGGUGAUGCGCUGGCAAGGAGAUUGCUCGGAAAACGACAAGGGCUUGGUCUUGUGCGAGCGCAUCACGGUUCCGCCAGAUGGAGACGUGACAAGCACGCUUCGCAUCUCUGUGGAACGGCUCCCCCAGGCCUUCUUGCGAGCUACGCUCGUUGCUCAAAUGCCUCCAACGGAUGACAUGCGCCCGCCCAACCCAGACGGGACUCCACUGGAGCCACUGGUGCCGGGAGCACCGAUCAAUCCAAGAGAUUACAGCGGUCGAAGGAACUGGCUGUCGCGAUGCAAGAAGGUGGCCGAAACGAGCGGGCUUGAGAUCGUGUCUUUCUCUCACGUCCUGCUGAGACAAGCCUCGACCUACCUGCUGUAUGUGCACCUGGACCAGUUCCGGGGUCCUGCCAGCCUCGAUGGUGGAGCUUGGGUUCUGGAAAGCUUUGGCUCUGGCUCUUUAGAGGUAGGAUCCGAUGCCAUGGAGCAGGAUCUGGAGGAGUUGGUUCGCAAGUCUUGGGAAUCCUCGCUUCAGGAGGGAGAAGCCAAACCACGCUCCGAGAUCGCGGCUGAAACGCGAGAGGUUUGGAUGUCCAGGUCUGGAGCAGCGGUCGAGGCCGAGGAUACCGUCGGCAAGGCCGAAGAGGACCAGGCGAUUGCUUCUGUUCUGGAGCGUACUCGGGAGGUCGCGCAUCCCAACGAUAGCAUCGCCAAAUUCUUGAGUGGCCACGCAGACACCCCAGCCGUUCUCAUACAAGAGGAUCCGUACACCGUCGCCCCAGACAGGCCAGAAUGGAAGCCGGCAGAAGACACGGAUGGAGUCGUCAGUGAAGAGGUCAGUGCAGAGGACACGGAGGCAGUGGCCGUCAAAGCUUUGGGCACAGACGGUGAGCGACAAGCUCGAGAACUGGAGAUUGAGCUGUCGAAUGCCAGGUGGCAAGCUGCCAAGCAGAGACUCGAUGCAGCGAAAGAAAGAAAUGCAAGCCAGAUACAGGAGCUGCGGCAGUGGCGGGAUGAGCGAACGGCAGUGCCCGGAGGGGUUCAAGGAUCCAACUUUGCGGGCGCACGAAGCGAGCUACGUGGCGCUCUGCACUCGCGCAUGGAGAAGUGUGCCGUGCUGAAGAUCCUGUGCUUUGAUGAGAAGCGUAUGGACCCAGAGCCUCUGAGAGCCGCCCUUUCAGAAGCUGACGUGGCUGGUGCAAGGAACUACGACCCGGAUCUCAUGGACAACUCGAUGCGAAAGCUUCGAGUCCUCGAUGGAGCCGUGGCCUUCCAGGAGACGAUGGUGACAGCAGAAACGAAAAUCGAGGCUGCUGCAGCAGCGUCUUCUGCUGUCCAAGCGAUGGAUGAAGGCAGCGAAGGUUUUGCUGAAGCCAAAGAUGCUGCAUCGACUGCAGCUGAGGAAGCUGCGGCCACUGCAAAUGCACUCAGCGAUUCCCUCUCAGAGUUCAAGGCGAGCAUCAGGGAUGCACAGGCCUUCGACAUACCUGUGCCUGCCGAUCUGUUGGGCGAGGAACGAAUGGAAAAAGCAACAGCAUUGCUCGAGCAACACGCUGCCGCCGCAGCUGCGGUCAGCGCUGACCCCGAGACUGCCUGA
Molecule: messenger RNA, 13863 nt
Organism: Symbiodinium sp. CCMP2592
Lineage: Eukaryota; Dinophyceae; Suessiales; Symbiodiniaceae
Source: the annotation of a GenBank genome assembly